AUGCCUUCGACAGUCUCAGAUUCAUCCGAGCUGGCUGGAUCACCUGUACCCAGUUCAUCUUGUAUUGAUCUACCUGAGAUCGAUUUUGACUUGAAUACUUUCCUACAGUCUUGCUCAGAGUUCAUGUCACAACCCCUCACGCCUUCCCCAGUCUUUCACGUGCCGCCUAUCCUACCUGAUCCGGCCGUAUCUACACCCCCUUACACCUCUGACGAAGGUAGCGUCGUUGGUGAUUGUGCGCUCGACCUCGACCAUCAACGGAAAACCAAACACAUAGCUCGCCCGGUCGUAUCGGUCUCAGCGAAACCUCAAAUCACUCUCACCAUGUCUUCCAAUCGACAAUUCAACGCGUACCAAUCCCCCGAUCCAUCCAAUCCCUCUUCGUCAAGUAUGUCAAUGAGAACUUCUCAAUCCAGCUCCCAAUCACAAUCACCUCCCUCUCUCACCUACUCGUAUAGUAAUUCCAACAUAUUCGCUUCCUACGCUCAAUCAUAUCCUACCACAAGUUAUUUCCCUCAACAAGAUCCUCAUGUUAUAGCCCCUUCUACAAAUUCACACGCUAGCUCACCACCUUGGCAAACUACCGAUACCGAAGCCAACGCUUCUGGACUCGAUGUUGAUCUUGAUAUCGAUCUGGAAGGUAUCACAGAUGAUGGGACAGGCGAACGGUCUUAUUCGACUGCUUCUCCAGGCAAAUCCCUCAAAAUAAGCGGUAAAGAUUCGAUACCACGUCCACCAAACGCUUGGAUCUUGUACAGAUCCGAUAUAUUGAAGGAUCUGGCAUCGGGAAACGAUAUACCUGGGCUUGAUACUGUUUUGACAAAGUUGGGAUAUGGACCUGUCACUUCAGCAAGCUCAGAUGAAAGCAAUAGUGAAUCGAUCUCGGCGUCUAAAGGGAAAGCAAAGCAAGUGACAGACUCGGAGAUGAUGCCGCCACCUUCGACAUUUAAAGUUAAGAAGUCGAAAAAGGGGGUUAAACAACCUACGGAGGAGUUUCUAAGUUUGGGUAGAGGUAAAACGGGAAAAGGUCUACCUCAGGCUCAUAUAAGUAAACUGAUCAGUACGUUGUGGAAAAAUGAAACGGAAGAGAGAAAGGCUUUUUACGAGAGAAAGGCUGAUUUAAGAAAGAUCGAACACCAAAAGAAAUACCCAGACUACAAGUUCCAGCCUAUGAGAAAAGCGGACAAGAUCCGACAGCGAGAGGAGAGGGAACGAGAGCGGGAAGAACUCAAACGUCAGAAGGAAGCUGAGAAGCAGGCUGGCAAGGCGAAACGACAUCAGCGAAGACAGCGAAAUCGGGUUUCCCCAUCAUCACCAUAUUCAGUGAUGAACUCAAGCAAAAGACCAGACACGGGAUCUCUCGCUCGGUCAUUGUCUUACUCUGGCGAGUCAAGUAAGAAUGGCAGCCAGUGGUGGGCUAAUGCCGGUCCAAGUGCUGCAUAUGGUGGUCCUCGACGUGAAACCGAGCCUGCUCCCUCUAGAUAUGCUCUCGGUGCGGACCCGUUGGGUGUAUACCCCUUCCCAGUACCCAUCGAUGCUCUGCCGGCCUUAGCUCCGGACGAUAGCAGCACCAUGCAUCAGCAGGGAACGCCGGGGGCGAUGAUCGCGGAAGAUUACCACUCGUGGCAACAUCGACAAAGUCACGGUCACCCUCAACCUCAUCCAAUGCCUAUACCAGCACCUCCGGUUCAUAUGGAGUCAAGACAAAGGAGUCGCACUCCAAUAGCUCCUGCCAUGAGUCAUGAGUCUUCUUCCGACAUACAUCCUUCUCUUCGUCCUCCCACUCAGGCCCAGCCAUCAAUCCCACAUCCUCACCCUCCACAGGUACAGGAAGUACCUCCUCAGCCGAUGCAGGGUUUGGGCGUCUACCCAUCAAUGCAUUCGGCAAUUCCCUUCAUCGCAGAUCCAUUACCUAUGGAUGCACAUGGACGGCCCAUGGCUAUUCUCGGACUUGACGAUAUCCAGCCCUUCCUCGAAGACGAUAAUGGUGAUCCUGCUAUGCUCGCUGAGAUGUGGUGGAACCUUCAAGAUGAGGAUGUAAGAGAUGAUUUGGAAAAUGCCACCGGACCAAGUGGUCUCUUAGCCGAUGAGAGGACACUACAGGUCUAUGAUAUCGAUGCUGACGAGGCUGGACGGUCAUCAGCAACAAGAGUCUCAAUCGCAUCCACCGAUGUUCCCAGUGGCAGUAACAGUGCUGCACCCCUAACACCCUCUACAACAUUCCUCGCCCAAGAGCCGUUCGGAAUUCCCGUAGGUGAAGUCGCCUAUCCAUACCCUCAAGGUUUUGUACCCAUGUAUGUCUCGGUGAUACCUGAAGAUGGGAACAUCGACCCUUCCAUACCCUUCUUCACACCAGGCUACGAUGCGAACCUGCCAUAUUUAUCAAUGGACGCCACACUCGACCCAUCAUUGUUCGUCCCGAUAGACGAACAGGGUCCUUUCCUUUCUACCCAACAGCCAAUGUCACCUACUGAAAGUUGGUCUGCCGGUCCGACACCUCGAGAAGCUACAUUCUUACGUGCCGCCGGAUCAGGGUCCAAUAGAAUUCCAUCCAAUUCGUCAGAAGGCACCGUCAGAACCAUAUCAUCAAACCAACAGUCUGCUCCACGAUACGUUUCGAACUCUGCUUAUCCGCUUACUCCAUCUUCCCAAGAUCCUACUGCCUUACUUGGGACAGGUAGUGGCAUAGUUGAUAGAAAUACUUCGUAUUCUGCUUUAGCAGCUGUCAUGUCUGGACAAACCAUGGGAAUAGGGAUGAGUAUAGGAGGAGCGGAAGAUAUGUUAGGAUGGGCUGAUAAUGACGUGAUUGAUCUUUCUGAAGAAGAAGAUGGAAACGAACAGGAUGGAUCCCAACAACAACGAAGGGAAAAAGGUAAUAAUAGGAUACCUACCCCUAUUAGUGCAGGUGCAAGUGUUUCUACAUCUAGACCUGAACAGAUUCAGGCUCAGGUUAAAUCACCACACGAUCCUAAAUCCAUUCCAGAUCCAACGAAGGAACAGCCACAGAUACCUAGGAAACAUGCUACGAGAAGUAGAGCGGUAGCUUCGAAGUUCAGUGGAGAUGGAGGAGUAUAA
This is a messenger RNA of Kwoniella botswanensis, 3075 nucleotides long. RefSeq lists its product as uncharacterized. Gene Ontology annotation, molecular function: DNA-binding transcription factor activity, RNA polymerase II-specific; RNA polymerase II cis-regulatory region sequence-specific DNA binding. The transcript has 5 exons. The coding region runs from base 1 to 3075 and encodes 1024 amino acids. Gene Ontology annotation, biological process: anatomical structure morphogenesis; regulation of transcription by RNA polymerase II; cell differentiation. NCBI's taxonomy places the organism in Eukaryota, Fungi, Basidiomycota, Tremellomycetes, Tremellales, Cryptococcaceae. The record is from RefSeq and is a predicted model, not a curated record.